Molecule: messenger RNA, 2492 nt
Organism: Drosophila hydei
Lineage: Eukaryota; Metazoa; Arthropoda; Insecta; Diptera; Drosophilidae
Gene: FipoQ
Product: F-box/LRR-repeat protein fbxl-1
Exons: 7
Coding region: 417-1949 (510 amino acids)
Biological process (GO): positive regulation of protein ubiquitination; SCF-dependent proteasomal ubiquitin-dependent protein catabolic process
Cellular component (GO): SCF ubiquitin ligase complex
Molecular function (GO): protein binding
Source: RefSeq, a predicted model, not a curated record
CAGAACUCUCAGCUACGCGAAACAAAUUCGAGUGUAAAAACGGCUAACCCAGUAAUAAAGCCAAAUACUUAAAGUAUUUGUCUAACAUAAAGACUAGCAACUAGUUGCCCAUCCUAAGUGAAAUCAAAAGUGCCAGUUACCCAACAUAAAGUGCUUUCAACUGUGGGCGUUACGAAAUUGCAUUCAAUUGCAAAAUUACAAAAUUGCAAAAUUGCAGCCGCAAAUAAUUUUCAUUGCAGACCUACAAUUGCCUAUAAAUAGCCCAAAAGAAACAAUACAGAAAAGACACCGACACAAGCCGAUGCCUGUCUAUAUACAUGCCUAUAUACUAUACAGACAAUAGGUCUUAGAGUGCAAGCCCCCCAACAAUCAGCCAGAAUAGAGCACACAAGUUUUUUAAAUAUUAGCAAAACAUUAUGGAUAAUUGGAACGUUUUGGCAGCGCAAACCUCAUCCCAGGCGAUCGGACGAGAUGAGACGGUGGUCAAGACGCGUCUGACGAUUGAGAAGCUGCCCGACAAGGUGCUGUUGCACAUAUUUUCGUAUCUGUCGCAUCGGGAGAUUUGUCGCCUGGCCCGGAUCUGUCGUCGCUGGCGAAAGAUCGCCUACGAUACGCGUCUGUGGAAGAAUGUUUCGCUGCGCCCGGAGGUGUCGGGGCUGCACGUUGGAUCUCUGGAGAUGCUGCUCUCUCUUAUAUCGGUGAGAUUCGGGCCAACACUGCGCUACAUCGAGCUGCCCAUUGAGCUGAUCACGCAUACGGUGCUACACGAACUAUCGGCCAAAUGUCCGAAUCUGACCCACAUGUUGUUGGACUUCUCAACGGCCAUGCAGCUGCAUGACUUCAGCGAGAUGCAGGCUUUCCCAACUAAGCUGCGUUACAUGUGCAUUUGCCUGUCGGAGGUGAUCUUCAUGGAAGGCUUCAUGCGCAAGAUCUACAACUUUAUCAAUGGCCUCGAGGUGCUGCACUUGGUGGGCACCUACGAGAAGUGCGAGGAGGAGGAAGAAGAGAUCUAUGAGGUUAUCAAUGUGCACAAACUUAAAUCGGCCACGCCCAAUUUGCGUGUGAUCAAUUUGUAUGGCAUCAAUUUCAUUGACGACUCACACAUUGAUGCCUUCAGCUCCAAUUGCAUACAGCUGGAGUGCCUGGCGGUUAACUUCUGCAACAAGGUGACCGGCUCCACGCUAAAGACCUUGGUGCAGCGCUCCAAGCGCCUGACCUGCCUGCUGAUGAAUGGCACCAGCUUAAAGUCCGAGUUUGUGAUGCAAGUCGAAUGGGAUAAGUGCGCGCUGCAGGAGCUGGAUAUUACGGCCACCGACUUGACCAGCGAGUGCCUGGUAGACAUGUUGACUCGUAUACCCAAUCUGAAGUUCCUGUCUGCUGGACAAAUCAAUGGAUUCAACGAUACCGUAUUAAAGCAAUGGAUGGAGCAGGGCAAUACCAGAUCCCUCAACUCCUUAGACUUGGACUCUUCGGACAACAUCACAGACGAGGGUAUGCUCAAGUUUUUACAGCGCCACGGUCACCAGCUGAGCGCCUGCUGUCUGUCCGGCAUGCCCCACAUUACAGAUCAGCUCUGGAUGAGCAUACUCCCUAUGCUGGGCAACUGCAAAAUAAUAGUAAUGGGUACGGCUGAGAAGCUGGGCGUCAAUAUACACGUGGAUCAGCUGAUGGACACAAUUGCCUCCAACUGCGGCAAUUUAGAACGUCUGGAGCUACGCUGGGAUCCGGACAACUUGCGUUUCUCUGAUAAGAGCCAGAAGGCAAUUGAUAUAUUGCGCGUGAAGUGUCUCAAGCUGCGCUGCAUGGUCCUAAGCGAUGGCCGUUACUAUGAGACCGUGAAGGCCAACUUUGAGCGCGCCGAUCGUAUCACAGUGGUUCGCACCACCACCUGCUGUCGGGUGUCGCCAUAUCAUCUGUUGCGCAACUAUAACGACUUGAUCUUCAACUAAAGACCGAGUGAUUAAUUCUCUGCAGAAGUUUAUCAUUGUUUAAUGUUGAACUGUUGGUAUCCUAGUUAUCCAUGCCGAACUGAAUCGAAGAGCAAGCAACUACCCAAAAAAAAAACCACUUUGUUCGAUUUAAGGCAAUUUGUAUUUUGGUUAACAUGUUGCAUUACAAAAUACUUGACAUUAAGUUACAUAUGCAGAUGUUCUAUAUACAAAUUUGAUACAAAUCGCUGACUUUUUAUACAUAAGCUGCCUAACAAAUUUUCAUCAAUUAGCCACUUUUUCAGUGAGCUACGGUUUCACCGAAAGCAAAAUCAAAGAUAAUUAAAUUAACUAAAAUCUUAUGGAAACCACUGACCUUAUGCAGUCAGUUCAAACUUCCAUAAAUAUUGUUGUCUAGUCAAAUUAAGCUGCAAUUGUUGAUUGCUUACAUAUUGUACUGUAUUUUAUCCGCUUUUUUCGUUUAAUUAAAUUAAGUUAGAUAGAUUUGCUAAUUUUAAUUUCUUGUAAAUUACAAUAUUAAUGCGCGCUUUGUUAACUAGUUUU